This is a messenger RNA of Melanotaenia boesemani (Boeseman's rainbowfish), 2474 nucleotides long. RefSeq names its product calpain 5b (gene capn5b). Gene Ontology annotation, biological process: proteolysis. The transcript is spliced from 13 exons. Lineage: Eukaryota; Metazoa; Chordata; Actinopteri; Atheriniformes; Melanotaeniidae. The record is from RefSeq and is a predicted model, not a curated record. Gene Ontology annotation, molecular function: calcium-dependent cysteine-type endopeptidase activity. The coding region runs from base 165 to 2093 and encodes 642 amino acids. Gene Ontology annotation, cellular component: cytoplasm.
AGAGGAGCUCCGUCAGAGGACCAGGGAGAGCGUGGUGAGGAAUCCCAGCAGCCCCCGGAGAGAGAGAGCCGGACUGGCUGGACUCCCUCUCCCCCUCCCCCCCGGAGGACGACCCGAGAGAGACCCACGUUGCCACGGGAGAGGCCUCGGUUCAGGGUUGCAGUAUGUUCACCUCAGUGAAGGCCUUCGAGGGGCAGCAGUACUCCACCCUGAAGAGGCAGUGCUUGCAGAGUGGCCUCCUCUUUGAGGACCCCCGCUUCCCCGCCACCGACGACUCUCUCUUUUACCAGGGCAACAGGAUCGGACGUGUCGUCUGGAAGAGGCCACGGGAGCUGUGUGAGGACCCUCACCUGUUUGUGGAUGGCAUCAGUGCACAUGAUCUCCAUCAGGGACAGCUGGGUAACUGCUGGUUCGUUGCUGCGUGCUCCAGUCUGGCCUCUAGAGAGUCUCUAUGGCAAAAAGUUAUUCCGGACUGGAAGGAGCAGGAGUGGGAUACAGAAAAGCCCGACUCCUACGCCGGGAUUUUCCACUUCCGCUUCUGGCGCUUCGGUGAGUGGGUGGACGUGGUGAUUGACGACCGGCUACCGACAGUGGACAACCAGCUCGUCUACUGCCACUCCAAUGACAGCAACGAGUUCUGGAGCGCCCUGGUGGAGAAGGCCUACGCCAAGGUUUACGGCUGCUACGAGGCUUUGGAUGGAGGAAACACGGCUGAUGCACUGGUGGACUUCACCGGCGGGGUUUCUGAGCCCGUGGAUCUGCUGGAGGGUCAGAUGGCAACUGAUGAGGCUGCUCGAAACCAGCUGUUUGAAAGAGUUCUCAAAGUCCACAACAGAGACGGCCUCAUCAGCUGCUCCAUCCGGGCGACCACGGUGGAGGAUAUGGAGGCGCGGUUGGACUGCGGUUUGGUCAAAGGCCACGCCUACGCGGUGACGGAUGUCCGGAAGGUGCGACUAGGACACGGACUGCUGGCCUUCUUUAAGUCAGAGAAGCUGCACAUGAUCCGAAUGAGGAAUCCCUGGGGAGAGAAGGAGUGGAGCGGCCCAUGGAGCGACAGUUCGGAGGAGUGGAACAAGGUGAGCAAGAGUGAGAGAGAGAAGCUGGGCGUCACCGUGCAGGACGACGGCGAGUUCUGGAUGAAUUUUGACGACUUCUGCCAGUACUUCACUGAUCUUAUCCUUUGCCGCCUCAUCAACACCUCCUACCUGAGCAUCCACAAGACCUGGGAGGAGGAGGUGAUGAGGGGCUCCUGGAUCCACCGUCAGGAUCCCCUUCGCAACCGAUCUGGUGGCUGCAUCAAUCACAAGACCACCUUUCUGCAGAACCCUCAGUAUGUGUUCGAUGUGAAGAAGGUGGAAGACGAGGUGCUGAUCUGCUUGCAGCAGAAAGAAAAGAGAGCUACACCCAAGGAAGGCAAAGGGGAAAACCUGGCUAUAGGCUUCGAUAUUCACCGGGUGGAGCUGAAUCGGAAGUAUCGGAUGCACACAGCCCAGCAGAAAGUAGCAGGUUCCAUCUACAUCAACUCGCGCUGCGUCUUCCUCAGGAAGGAGCUGAAAGAAGGUCGUUACGUCAUCAUCCCCACAACCUUUGACCCCGGGCAGCAGGGUGACUUUCUGCUCCGUGUCUUCACUGAUGUGCCUUCAGACUGCAAAGAGCUGACUCUGGACGAGCCUCCUCAGACGUGUUGGACGGGAAUGUGUGGCUACCCUCAGCUGGUCACUCAGGUCCAUGUAAUGAAUGCAGAGGGUCUGCAGGGACAGGAGUCCAAUGGAGCUGCUGAUCCCUACGUGAUAAUCGUCUGUGAAGGGGAGAGGGUUCGUUCACCAGUUCAAAAGGACACACGGUGCCCAAACUUUGACGUCAAAGGCUUGUUUUACCGCAAAAAGCCAAAAGAAGGCAUCCAUAUCGAGAUUUACAACAAGAACAUGAUUGUGGACACCUUCCUGGGUCAGGUGACCUUGUUCAGCGACCCCAACGAGCGGCAGGAGCAGCACAUGCUUCACCUCUGUGACAAGGGCAGCCGCCAGGACAACGACCUCCCGGGCACGCUCACUGUGCGCCUCAUCACCUCCACCACGCUCACCAACAUCUGAGGCCAUCCUUGAUGCGACUGAAACUUCUCAUCUCUCAGCUGUAGUGGGAGCUCACUGUGUCUUUUUUCUGUCGCUUGCACUUACUUUACAUCUCUUAUUAUUCCCCUUCUUUUUCAUGCUUUGCUUCACUUUUUCACCUUAGUAUUUAAAUCUGCUUUGUUUUGUUUUUGAAGGCCUGCAUCUAUAGAUAUAAAAAGAAAGUGUUCAUAAAUGAUAACGUGGGGAGAGAAAUCUCUGACCACAUUCCAGCCAAAACUGGCGAUUAAUUAGUCCGCUUCAGGAAGUUGAGCUGAAAGGAGGCUUCUCAACAGGAUUUGUAGUCAGGAUCGCCACGAGCGGCUGGAGAAUAGGACAGUUUACGUUGGAAGAUUUAUUAAAUCA